UUGUCGCGGCUCGGAGCGUGUGUUCUUCCUUUUCAGCAGCUAAACUGAAAUGGAAACAGAAUGGGAAAAUGUUAGACGCGGAACGUCAGUGAUGUCAAGGAAAGGAUAAAGACAUUAAGUGCAUAAUUAGCCACAACUGUAAUUAUUGGUGUUUUGAAUUUAUAAGGCUCGCUCUUGUUAUACGCGUGCACGCUUAUUCCAUCUUGACAGUACACCGUAGUGGUUCCACUGGGUUCAACUUUCACAUCUGGCUCCAUUUCUGUGCUGAUAAUUGCUUCAAUUAGGCUACACCCUGCAUUCCAGGUGUAGGCUACAUGCAGCUAUGAGGAAUAGAGACUACAUUUUUCACUGUCUGUUCAUCUGCCUCUCGUUGACGGUCGUCUGGCAAACGAGGCCAGUCAUUGCUGAUCCUACAACAGAUGCCUUCAAGAACAACAUCACUCUCUUCACACGGAUCCUCGACAGACUUCUAGAUGGCUAUGAUAAUCGCCUUCGACCCGGCCUUGGGGAUCGUGUAACAGAGGUGAAUACCAAUGUCUACGUCACCAGCUUUGGCCCAGUUUCAGAUACAGACAUGGAAUACACGAUAGACGUGUUCUUCCGGCAAAGCUGGAAAGACGAGAGGUUGAAAUUCGACGGGCCAAUGGACAUACUGCGGCUGAACAACUUGAUGGCCAGUAAAAUAUGGACUCCGGACACGUUCUUCCAUAACGGGAAGAAGUCGGUAGCUCACAACAUGACCAUGCCCAAUAAACUACUGAGGAUUCAAGACGACGGCACCUUACUUUACACCAUGAGGUUGACGGUUCACGCGGAGUGUCCUAUGCAUCUGGAAGAUUUCCCCAUGGACUUCCACUCAUGUCCCCUGAAGUUUGGCAGCUAUGCCUAUACAAUGUCAGAGGUUACUUAUGUUUGGACCAGUAAGCCUGCCGAUUCUGUGGUGGUGGAAGGAGAGAGCUCCCGUUUGAACCAGUACGACCUGCUCGGCCAAACAGUAGGCCAAGAAACCAUCAAGUCCAGCACAGGCGAAUACACUGUCAUGACGGCACAUUUCCAUUUGAAGCGGAAGAUUGGCUACUUUGUGAUCCAGACCUAUCUACCAUGCAUCAUGACUGUCAUCCUCUCCCAAGUGUCCUUCUGGCUGAACAGAGAGUCCGUGCCAGCUAGGACUGUGUUUGGUGUAACCACUGUGCUGACAAUGACCACCCUGAGUAUAAGUGCUCGUAACUCCCUCCCCAAGGUGGCCUACGCUACGGCCAUGGACUGGUUCAUCGCUGUCUGCUAUGCCUUUGUCUUCUCCGCCCUCAUUGAGUUUGCCACAGUCAACUACUUCACAAAGCGCGGCUGGGCCUGGGAUGGGAAGAGCAUUGUGAAUGACAAGAAAAAAGAGAAGGCCUCCGCCAUGAAGAAGAACAACGCGUACGCCGUGGCGGUGGCCAACUAUGCACCCAACAUCACCAAAGACUCUGGGUUGUCCACCAUCGCCAAGGGCGGCGCUGCUGACCCCAACAUGGCGGUUGGCAAGGUGGGUGGCAAAGCAGACCCAAAGAAGACUUUCAACAGUGUGAGCAAAAUCGAUAGGAUUUCGAGGAUUAUGUUCCCGGUCCUGUUUAGCAGCUUCAACUUAGUCUAUUGGGCCACAUACUUAAACAGAGAACCUUAUAUAAAGGAUAUGGUGCCCUCAACCUAGAGGCCUCUCCCUCCUGCAUUGUAAUAUAUCCGAAUUACGGGACUAAAAGACUUAGCAAAUACGACUGGUAUCUGCUAACUCUUGGUUCGUUGGUACAAGACAGACAAGCCCUGGAUUGCUUUGUGUCCCUCUCUUUCCUGUUUUUUCUACACCACUUUCUGCAGUGCUUUUGGAAAGAACUGGCCUUUGUAAAUACAGCAUAAAUGUAUAAUCAUGACUUUUGUGUGUUUCGUGAUAUAAUCAGUGAACAAUACAUUUAUUUUGUGUGCUUAUGUUUUAUUGACCAUUGAAAAGUUUAUAAAAGGAACCUCGAGAUGUUUAUUUUAGUCAAAGUUUUAGAAAAUCUUAUUUUUUUUAUAUUUCAUCUUAUUUUGUUUUGUUUUUUUGUGGGCUAAGUAUGUAAUAUUUCUCAGUAUUUCUCAAUUAUGUAUAAAGUUAUCUUUUUCUAUACAAGCCAAUACAAAAAAAGGUGAAAAUAUUUAAAUGCUUAUGUUUUAUUGCAAUGUAGUAUAUUAUUUUGUUAAACAAAAUAUCAACAUAAGCAAAACAAACAAUGUUUUUUGUGUGUUGAUUUACGAUACUGUGUAAUGAUUGAUUAAUUGAUUUUAUUUGCCAGUAAAAAAAAAAAAACAUUUACCCACAGUACAUACAUUUAAAAACAUGACAGGGAUAACACAAAAAGGUCUGACUUAUUUCCAUUGUGUAGCCUUAAAAUGGAAUGGAUGAAGGGGUUGAUUGAAGUGUUUGAGGGAGGGUGGGAGCAUCAAUGAUCUCAGUGGAGGGAGAAUCAUGGUAGCAGACAGGGAAGUCUGACAGUCAGUCAGACACGGACAGGUCCGUAGCCUCAGCCACGCAUCUCACCAUCUCAGAUGUCCUGUGUAGUCAUUUGGCUCAGACUAAGUACAGUGCCUUCGAAAAGUAUUCAGACCCCAUCCUCAGCAAUCUACACACAAUACCCUAAAAUACAUUUUUAUACAUUUUUGCUCAUUUAUUAAAAUAAAAAACAAAAAUACCUUAUUGACAUAAGUAUUCAGAACCUUUGCUAUGAGAUUCGAAAUUGAGCUCAGGUACAUCCUGUUUCCAUUUAUCAUCCUAGAGAUGUUUCUGCAACUCGAUUGGAGUCCACCUGUGGUAAAUUCAAUUUAUUGGACAUGAUUUGGAAAGGCACACACCUGUCUAUAAAAGGUCAGUGCAUGUCAACUGUAGAACCUUCACCAUGUGACCCAUGGUGGUGACAGCACCAUGCUGUGGGGAUGUUUUUCAGCGGCAGGGACUGGGAGACUAGUCAGGAUCGAGGGAAAGAUGAACGGAGCAAAGUACAGAGAGAUCCUUGAUGAAAACCUGCUCCAGAGCACCCAGGACCUCAGACUGGGGCGAAGUUUCACCUUCCAACAGGACAACGACCCUAAGCACAUAGGCAAGACAAGCAGGAGUGGCUUCGGGACAAGUCUCUGAAUGUCCUUGAGUGGCCCAGCCAGAGCCCGGACUUGAAACAGAUCGAACAUCUCUGGAGAGACCAGAAAAUAGCUGCUCCCCAUCCAACCUGACAGAGCUUGUGUAACGAACGUCGUUGGAAGAAUGGUCGGACCAAGGCGCAGAGUGGUUUGGGUUCAUCAUCUUUUAUUAAGGUGAACCAGCAACAAAACAAGAAAACAGAAACCAACGAAACGUACAGCCUUGUAGGGUUUAAAAGCAACAAUACAAAGUCAAGAUCCCACAAACAACAGGUGGGAAAGGCUGCCUAAAUAUGAUCCCCAAUCAGAGACAACGAUAGACAAUUGCCUCUGAUUGGGAACCAUACCCGGCUA
Molecule: messenger RNA, 3498 nt
Organism: Salmo salar (Atlantic salmon)
Lineage: Eukaryota; Metazoa; Chordata; Actinopteri; Salmoniformes; Salmonidae
Product: gamma-aminobutyric acid receptor subunit alpha-2
Biological process (GO): monoatomic ion transmembrane transport; gamma-aminobutyric acid signaling pathway; chloride transport
Cellular component (GO): membrane
Molecular function (GO): extracellular ligand-gated monoatomic ion channel activity; GABA-A receptor activity
Source: RefSeq, a predicted model, not a curated record